AUGGGGCCUCGCCCACCAAUGCAAAGCGAUUUCAAUCCCACCUCACAGCAACUGCAGCUUGCUCCCGUUGUGCUGUUGAUAUUGAAGACACGGAUCACCUUUUUCGGUGCUGCCCGGAUUCAAGCGACUUGUGGAGGAGCUUCUGAUCGGUGCUACCGGAGUUCCUGGUUUGCUAGGAUUCUGUCUCACCGACAUGGUACUCUCGCUGUUGCAGUCUUAUGGUGGAGCUGGCGUUGGAGAAACCAGAAAAUAUUUGAUGUGCAGGGCUUCACCAUGAACCAUGUGUUGAGGUUUAUCUUACGGGACGAAGCUUUAUGGCGUAGCUCUCUGCAAUCUCCUGAGCAUACUAUGCAUGUGGACACGUUGGGAACCACAGCCUCCAACACGGUCGUGACUAUUGCGGUUGAUGGCAGUUGGAACCCCUCAGUGAGUAGAAUGGGAUGUGCUGCGAUUGUGAGGGACUCUCGCGGAGCAUGGUUGUCUGCAACAUCAGUAAGUUACAGCUCUGGUUCAGCAUUCCUUGCUGAAGUUCUUGCCAUGGAAGUAGGGCUUCGCCAUGCUCUUGAUUUGGGAUACAUGAAUGUGUCUUGUUUGUCGGAUUGCGCGCGGGCACUUCAUGUGUUGCAAGAGGGAACCAACAUUACCAGCUAUUGGAACAGGGAAGAGAUAUGUCGUGUUCGUGCCUUACUAGCUAGUCUACAGGAUGUCCGUUUGAUGCAGGUUGAUCGAGCCAAGAACAACACCGCUGAUAAGUUAGCACGAGAAGCUUGUUGUUUAGGGUCUCCCAUCCAAGUCUGGAAGCAGCCGCCUUCCUUCGUUUUUGAUUCUUUGUUUUUAGAUUCUAUUUCUUAG
This is a messenger RNA of Lotus japonicus, 852 nucleotides long. RefSeq lists its product as uncharacterized. The coding region runs from base 1 to 852 and encodes 283 amino acids. Gene Ontology annotation, molecular function: RNA-DNA hybrid ribonuclease activity; nucleic acid binding. The transcript has a single exon. NCBI's taxonomy places the organism in Eukaryota, Viridiplantae, Streptophyta, Magnoliopsida, Fabales, Fabaceae. The record is from RefSeq and is a predicted model, not a curated record.